This is a messenger RNA of Cokeromyces recurvatus, 921 nucleotides long. Its product is annotated as mitochondrial carrier domain-containing protein. Gene Ontology annotation, cellular component: mitochondrial inner membrane. Lineage: Eukaryota; Fungi; Mucoromycota; Mucoromycetes; Mucorales; Mucoraceae. Bases 1 to 921 code for a protein of 306 amino acids. The record is from RefSeq and is a predicted model, not a curated record. The transcript is spliced from 4 exons. Gene Ontology annotation, molecular function: thiamine transmembrane transporter activity. Gene Ontology annotation, biological process: thiamine pyrophosphate transmembrane transport.
AUGCUUUGUAGAUUUGCUAUUUCUCCUUUAGAUGUUAUUAAGAUUCGACUUCAGGUUCAAUCAGAACCUUAUAAUUUAAAGCACAUCUUUGCACAUAGAGCCAAUGUGAAAUAUUCUGGAAUUAAUCAAGCGUUCAAAACAAUUAUAAAAGAAGAAGGUAUCAAGGGACUAUUUAAAGGAAAUGUAGCAGCUGAGUGGUUAUAUGUUACUUAUGGAGCAUCCCAACUCUAUGCUUAUUAUCAUUUAGAUUCUUUUUUAAAAAAUAUAUCGCCUACUGUAAAGCCAUUCAUUUCGGGUAUGUUUGCAGGCAGUUUUGCUACAGCUGCAACAUAUCCAUUUGAUUUAUUACGUACACGAUUUGCAAUGCAAGGAAUGAAUAAGGUAUAUGACAGUAUUCCUCAUGCUAUUUCAGAUAUUUAUGAAAAGGAAGGUAUGCGAGGAUUUUAUCGUGGAUUAGGUUCUUCUAUCACACAGAUUAUGCCAUAUAUGGGACUUAUGUUUUUUAGCUAUGAAGGAUUAUGUUCAACAGUUCAGCAUCUUCAACGUAACCAAAUUAUUUCAGAAAAUCACAAGAGAACCAAUGAUAUGAUUUGUGGGUCAUUAGCAGGUAUCAUUAGUAAGACAGGUGUUUUCCCGUUAGAUGUUAUAAGGAAGCGAUUACAAGUUCAGGGACCUCAUCUUAGCGAAUAUGUGGUUUCGACAAUUCCUACUUAUUCAUCAUCUGUGUGGGAAUGUAUGAAAAAGAUUAUAAAUACAGAAGGAGUGCUAGGAUUAUAUAAAGGAAUUGUACCAGGAUUAUUAAAGGCAGGUCCAUCAGGCGCCGUCUAUUUUCUAAUGUUUGAAAUUGCUAAAGAUUGUAUUACUUAUUUAAAAGACUCUGGAUUUCAAAUAUUACCAGAAAAACCAGUUCUUCGUUUAUAG